Messenger RNA from Candidula unifasciata, 1128 nucleotides. The record is from the annotation of a GenBank genome assembly. Lineage: Eukaryota; Metazoa; Mollusca; Gastropoda; Stylommatophora; Geomitridae.
AUGUCACCAGAGAUUGUGCUCAGGUUGGAAGCUGUAGCAGAGAGAUUAUGUACCAUGGAUUCAGAAAGGGCAGUCAACCGCCUUAUACUGUUUGUGGUUAUAGUUGGAACUAUGUAUUAUUGUUACUGUUUAUAUUAUGCAAGUUUACGAUUUGAAGAGAAUAACUGGAAUUCUCGCCCAGCUAAGAAAAUUGACCAUCUGUAUGAAACUGACCCGGAGCUGAAGAAAAUUCAUGCAAGGAUGACAUCAGAAACAGAUUCCUUGUCUUCAGAGGUGACAAUCGUCACUGCAUACUUCAACCUCGGCAAUCUCAACAAGGGCAAAAGACUAGGAAUGGGUGGCUAUACCCCGGAGAGAUACAAAAAAUGGAUGGGUGUUUUUGGCAGAAUUGACAACCCAUUAGUUGUUUUCACAGAUUCUGCUGAAAUCGCUCAAGUUUUUAAGGAAUUACGUUCACAGUUUGCCGCCGAGCGCUCAACCAUAGUUCUUUUAAACAGGACUAGUUUAUGGGCUUUUUCACUAGCACCACAGAUUAAAGAUAUCUUUUCUCAGCCGGGCUAUCCAAAAUUCGACCCAAACACAAUCAACGAGAACUAUUCAUGUGCAAUGCAUGCUAAGUUUGAGUUAGUGAGUAAAGUGAUCAGAGAAGAAAUGUUUCACACAAAGUACAUCAGCUGGUUGGAUAUAGGCCUGUACAGAGCAGUUGUGGAUGAAAAGCACAUUUUUCCUAUUGGAGUUCCUCCUGGCUUUGACGAGAAUAAAGUUGCUUAUAGUGGUCAGCAUAAGUUCGAUCCCACAUUAUCACCGUACCAGAUCAUCAUAGAAGACAGGACCUGGGUCGGUGGCGCCAUGUUUUUGGCUCGUCCGGAAGUAAUGUAUGUGUAUACACAAGAUUACAUGCGAGUAGUGGAGAAGUUAUUAGCAGAACACAUGAUGAGCACAGACCAGCAAGUGAUAUACAUCAUGUUCCAGCCGAAUUUUCCCUAUCAGCCUCGGGUUGAAAUACAGACGUAUACAACUCAUUCAACAGAUGACUGGUUUUAUUUAGGAUAUACUAUAAAAGAAUCAUGGGAUUUUGGUCUGAGACGGUCUGUGUCUAUACUUAGAUUUUUACAUUCUUUGUUGUGA